CGUGUACCGCACCGAUAUAACCUCGUUUAAUAAACAAAAUAAAUUUUAACUUAAUAAAAAUCUUUUAAGGGGAUGAACGCACACAUACCCAACAAUGACAUUUUUGUUCGACAGUACGGUAGUAUUUUCCUCACAGGUGCUAUUCUUCGCGGGUGCUUGGAUAUUUUUUAUGAAACAGUUAUUUAAAGAUUACGAAGUAAGACAUGUAAUGGUUCAACUAAUUUUUAGUAUUACGCUUACCCUAUCCUGCACAAUGUUCGAACUUAUCAUUUUUGAAAUACUAGGUUUUUUGGAGUCGAGUUCCAGAUAUUUUUACUGGUAUCUAAUGCUGUAUUUACUACUCUUCGUUGUUAUUGUUUUAAAUCCUUUUUAUAUUGGAUAUUACUGCAUCAGUAAUAUAAGAUAUGUAAGACAAGAUUAUAUUAAACACCUAACGAUACUGACUUGGCUGAUUUUCUUGACAGUAUUUUGGAAAAUAGGAGAUUCGUUCCCAAUAAAUAAUCCCAAUCAAGGGUUUUUUUCUAUUGAACCCCUAGUUUCGCGUAUUGGAGUAAUUGGGGUUACUGUCAUGGCUCUUUUGUCUGGUUUCGGCGCUGUGAAUUACCCUUACACAUCAAUGAAGUAUUUCAUGAGAGAGGUAUCCGAAAGUGAUGUAUUAAAUAUAGAGAAACGAUUACUGCAAACAAUGGAUAUGAUUGUAUUUAGAAAAAAAAGGAUUGCAAUCACCAAAAGACAAUUGCAAGAAAAAAAUAAUGAUUCUGGUGGACGGAAAGGCAUAUGGAGUAUGAUUUCGUCUAUGGGGCUGACCAAAAGUAAUGAAAGUAAGUCGGGUGAUAUUACCCAACUUAGGUUGGAAAUCGACGGAUUGGAAGAAGUUAGCCGUCAACUUUUUCUCGAGGCGCAUGAAAACCGAAACAUGCUCGAACGCAUCGAAUGGUCCAAAACAUGGAAGGGGAUUUAUUUUAAUUUUUUGGGAUAUAUAUUUUCGGGCUACUGCCUCUGGAAAAUAUUUAUAUGCACUAUAAAUAUAAUUUUCGAUCGAGUCGGUAAAAAAGACCCCGUCACAAGAGGCAUAGAAAUAGCAAUUCACUGGAUGGGAUUUGAUUUCGAUGUGGACUUUUGGUCGCAACAGAUUUCUUUUUAUUUGGUAGGAUGUAUAGUUGUGACGUCCAUAAGGGGUCUGCUUCUCACUUUAACCAAGUUUUUCAACCGGAUGUCGUCAAGUAAGAGCUCGAACAUUAUAGUACUAGUUCUGGCUCAAAUUAUGGGGAUGUAUUUUGUAUCGUCCGUGCUACUGCUCCGAAUGAAUAUGCCCGCUCAAUACAGGAUCAUCAUCACUCAAGUACUGGGCGCAUUGCAAUUUAACUUUUAUCACAGAUGGUUUGAUGUAAUAUUUUUGGUGAGCGCUCUGGGAAGUAUAGUGACGCUCUAUCUCGCUCACAAACCACCUGUUAGAGGAGAUAUGUGAUUUAUUAAUUUAAGAUUAACUAUACCUCUCCCACUUAGGAAACAAAAAAACCCUUUUUUAUAUAAGUGUAAUAUUUAUUUGGCUAUUGGGGAGCAUAUUGCCGAAAAAGCUUUAUUUAUACAAAUAAGUGUAAUAUUUAUUUGGCUAUUGGAGAGCAUAUUGCUCCAUUUAUUAUUAUUCUCUGGUUAGCCAUUUGUUUACUGUCUUAUAACGUCACACGGGAGUGACGUUUUCCAACAUUUUGUUUUCUAGAGACCUCUCGACUAGCCUUAUUGUUAGCCACCCUAUAUUUUAAUUUUUAUAUUCCUGUAAAUAUUUGUUUAAAUAAGAAAAAAC
Molecule: messenger RNA, 1804 nt
Organism: Cylas formicarius (sweet potato weevil)
Lineage: Eukaryota; Metazoa; Arthropoda; Insecta; Coleoptera; Brentidae
Gene: GPHR
Product: Golgi pH regulator
Exons: 8
Coding region: 95-1468 (457 amino acids)
Biological process (GO): intracellular pH reduction
Cellular component (GO): Golgi cisterna membrane
Molecular function (GO): voltage-gated monoatomic anion channel activity
Source: RefSeq, a predicted model, not a curated record